Phalacrocorax carbo (great cormorant) is the source of this 2039-nucleotide messenger RNA. The record is from RefSeq and is a predicted model, not a curated record. NCBI's taxonomy places the organism in Eukaryota, Metazoa, Chordata, Aves, Suliformes, Phalacrocoracidae.
GAAAACGAGCGCUGUCCCGUCUGUUGACGUCGGGCUGUGACGUGGCACGCAGCCCGGGUCAGGCCCGACACUUGUGUCUGUAUUACCGUUGGAAAAAAACGCGUAUUUCUCUUGUGAAGGCAGCCGGUUUGGUUAUUCGUGUAGUCUGGAACAUCCACCUGUUUAUUUUCAUCUUCCUGCAGACAUCUUUAGGAUGGGGAAUAGUCCGCCUGCUUCUGUAGGAUUGUCUCAUGAUGCUGCUGUCAAUCAAAUACAGGAGACUAUUUCAGACAACUGUGUGGUGAUUUUCUCCAAAACAACAUGCGUCUACUGCAAAAUGGCAAAAAAACUUUUUGAGGAUAUGAAUGUAAAUUAUACAGCUGUAGAACUGGACAUGAAUACAAACGGAAGUCAGUUUCAAGACAUUCUUGAACAGAUGACUGGUGGCAGAACAGUCCCAAGAGUGUUUGUCAAUGGGACUUUUGUUGGAGGCGCUACAGAAACUCAGAGGCUUCACAAGGAAGGCAAACUGCUUCCGCUAGUUCAUCAGUGUCAACUGAAAAUAAAAUCCUGAACAGCCAUCUAGCUUAGCAUAGUCUUCCCUUGUCUAAACAGAAUUUUAGACAAGUUAGAAGAUCACAAAGAUACACUGCAUCAGCUGGACUCAACAACUUCAAGCCCUGGGUUUCUAAAUCAUAUAUCAUCCUCUGACACAGACUUUAUGGACUUGGCAGACUACUUGGUGUCCUUGCCUCAGCUUUACCACAACCAAAAUGGUGAUAAAAAACCAUGAUGUAACUCUUGGGGCUGUAAUUGUGAGAUACUGACAUAAUUUUAUUGUUACUACAUCCUGAUAGCAUGCUUUGGAGAAGUAUAGAGCGUACAAGAAGAAUCCUGUGUUUGUUUUGCUGCAUAUGAGUUGGCUUUCUAGCUUUGUUCCAACUUUUAAAUGAUCAGUUUAGUUUAAUGGUGCCUUUAAAUUUAAUUCUCUGAAUGUUAAAUUGUAAUCAUGAAGACAGUGUGAAGCGAAACAAGUUUGUAGCGAUACUGCUGUAUGUACGUCUGCCUUUCUGACAUUUCAGCAUCUGACCCCUAGCUACCCAACUGUAUGUCCAGUUGCUACAGAAAAGGGAAUAAAGAUUUGUGCAGCUUUAGAGGUGUAGGCAAUGGCUUUCAUCUUUACUCUGCUCUAUGAAGCAUCAGUGUCUUUAGUGUCAUUCGGGAAUAUCCUUCUAAGGGAGCCAGACAGCAGACAGAUAGCCCUCACAAAACUGUGCAGCUACAAACUAUGUAAUAAUCAAUCCAACACUAUUAUGAAACUUAAGACCAAGUAAAAUGGGUCUAAUAUGCAUAGAGUUUAUUUAGUACUUAAAUUCUACAGUCAGAAUGCAGUUUACUAGUGAUUUUAACUUGCAGUUUAGUGUCUACAAGAAAUGUCUAAAAUUCAGUUUUAGUUUCAGUACAAAGUACAUCCAAAGCCAGACCAGGCAAUGCCAAGACUCUGAGUUACUUCAAGAAAAUUCAUAUGCAAGUAGAAAAUUAUAUCCCAUUCUUCAGUGAAAGGGACCAUUACACUACUAAAGGUGCACGGUUUAGAAUAAAAACAUUAGUCAAUGAAUUUUUACUCCCUCCUUGCGAGUAAGACUCCUGUUACUUCUAUUGCUUUCAGCACUGCUUGCACCUAAACUACUUUUUUCCCCCCUCAAGGGAAAAAAAGCAUCACAUUUAUCUUCAACUCCAGAUCAUUAGGACUGUCAGAGUAUCAUAUAAAUUUGACAGCUUCAGUUUUGUGAUGCGGGUUUGAAGUAAGUUUAAACCACAUCAUUUGUAGGAAGUCUUUAAUAUACAGCUGCCUGCACUGUGCACCUUUAACGUGUAAUGAGCUAAAGAAACACACCGACCUCGUUAUAUUUUUAUUAUUGCUGUUUACUGUAUUUUGCCUUUUCAUCACUGCCUUAUUAAAAUUUUGUUUACCAGGACACACUUAUCAAGGUUAAACACACAAAUGUGCAUCUCUCCCUAAAUUUGUACUUAAUAAAGCAAUUUAUUUUGCACAUACA